This is a messenger RNA of Trypanosoma brucei brucei TREU927, 513 nucleotides long. RefSeq lists its product as hypothetical. Bases 1 to 513 code for a protein of 170 amino acids. The transcript has a single exon. The record is from RefSeq and is a predicted model, not a curated record. Lineage: Eukaryota; Euglenozoa; Kinetoplastea; Trypanosomatida; Trypanosomatidae.
AUGGAAAAGCCACUGGAUAACGGUGGCAUGGUGUGCCCGUCACUGCCAUCGGCGCUUCCGUCUCACUGCCAAGAUUCAGAGCAGCGGCGCCACAAACCUGGGGUUCCACAUACCAACGCGGUCGAUGUGGAAAUACCUGAGUUCUUUGUUAACUUUCCGCACACAUCUGAAGCGCGGGACCGCCGCGUGGGAUGUAAAUUAAGCUCCACUGAACUUAAUAAGGCGUCUCGGGGGUCGCUCAAUCAGUGCAGUAUUUCCACUGCUUACCCUGAGAACGCACAGAAACCCCGUAGGAGAAAAAAAUGCACCACCACUAUUAUUACAACGACAACGGUAACAGAAAUUUUCUUCCCAAAGUUCCUGCACUCGUUACCCAUAGCGGCCAUUGACGAAUCACGAAAUGAGAGUGAGAGUUGUAAAACCGAAGAACCGUCACUGCCUCCGCUAAACUCCAAGAGUCACGUGACAUCUAUUUUAUGUAAGCAACACCGCUGGUAUGCGCACGGGGGCUGA